Messenger RNA from Trypanosoma brucei brucei TREU927, 1230 nucleotides. RefSeq lists its product as hypothetical. The record is from RefSeq and is a predicted model, not a curated record. The transcript has a single exon. The coding region runs from base 1 to 1230 and encodes 409 amino acids. NCBI's taxonomy places the organism in Eukaryota, Euglenozoa, Kinetoplastea, Trypanosomatida, Trypanosomatidae.
AUGACAGAUGAAAAAAAAGAGGAAUGGAUUCGCCGCCCGUACACACGCAGUAUACCGGUGAAAUUACGCUCGCUGGCGCAGUUGGAAGAGUCCACAGUAGACGCCACAACACAGUGGUACGAAUUAUUGGAGCAACUGGUUACUGAAACUGAUGUGAAGGGAAUUCUUCAGCAGACGACAAAGCGCAAGGCUGCCCGUAAGUUAGAGGAACUGGCGAGUCAAUUAAGGGCAGUUAUGCAGGAGAUGACGGCGCAAUCAGGACGUGUAGUCCGCGAAGGGGUGGAUACGCAAUCAUUUGAACAAUUUUGUGCCUGGGCUGGUAGCACUCCCUCUCUUCAGACAACUGAGGCAUCGAAUGGCUGUACCCAAAUGGAUAAACUUUGUGCACGCGUUUGCAUGCUGUGCUUGUGCGUAGCUGUGAUUCUUAAUGAUUUGGAAUUGCUUAUCUGCGGUAUGUCUUUUGCUGAAUCGCAUAAGCUCUUGGAAACGUAUAGCCGAGAGUGUGAACAGCGGAGUGUCCGCCAGAGUAACAGUAUUCCUGACAGUGGCAUGGAGAAGGGUAAAAAUAGUGAGGAUGUUGUUCUGUGCUCCACAGUUGCACACACAUUGAUUUGUGGUAAUGACCACAAUACCUUCGUGCCCUUGGCUGACGGUGAUGUGUUGUUAGCGUGUACAUUAUUAUAUUAUCUCUAUACACAAGAUGGGCCCUCCGCCAGCAAGUCAGUAAUGAUUUUGGAGAGGGUUUUGCACUGCGCAGAAGAGGUGGGAUAUACAUCAGAUGUGCUGGACGAGACGGGAGGGUACAGGAUAGAUUUUUUUUACACGAUAUCGCGCAUGGCCAAUUGGGUGGAAACUGACAAUUGUCCUCGCCUGUAUCAGCGUAUCGCACACGGAUUUCAUGGGGGGAGCGAGGUCCUUGUUCCAUUCCCACCGUUCGUUUUUUUGUUUACUCAGGUGAUGCUCCACAUGGUCGUGCGCCGAAGACUUGUGGAAAUGCAACUUCAAAAUGUGUGGCGCCCCGUAGUUACUAUGGAUGCGGCGCCCGUUGGCUGUGACGGCACUGCGGCAGAAACUUGCUCCCAUGUGCACCCAACCGUCUCCUCUACAUCUCUGUGUAGCGCACAUGGCAGUAAGUUCUUCGCGGUUUGUUUGAUGCUUCAACGUGACUGUUUGUCACAGUACAGGUCGUGGCCAUUACCUAUGGAGUUGCAAAAAAGUUUUUUUUGUUGA